UUCUUAUCUUUGGCAGCUAAACUGCUAAAGCUUUCUUCAUAAUGUCAGCCAUGAGGAAUACUAAGCUCAAUCUUGUCAAUUACAUAUCAGUAUUGGCUUUCUCGCUUCUCGUUUUAUCAACAUCGGCACAGAAAACAUAUCCUGCUGAUGUGGAAGGCAUAAAGCUCUUACAAUCGGAGUUUAAUGACCUUAAUUAUAAUGAAACAUUUGCAAAAUUACCGGAUGAUCCAUGUCUUCCUACCCCAUAUUAUUGGGUUACUUGCAGCUUGGAUGAUACCCCUCGGGUAACGGAAUUAAAUUUAGGCAAUCGAAAAUUACUAUUUGGGACCCUCCCCGACUUUAGCUCAAUGGAUGCACUUGAAAUAAUUGACUUAAGAAACUGCUCUUUGGUCGGUGAAUUUCCUGAUUUUCUUGCCGAGUUUCCUAAACUCAAAGAGUUGAAUUUGAUGGAUAACCAUUUCAUGGGGACAGUACCUACUUCAUUGCAGAAAAAUAAAGACUUAAAGUUGACGUUGUCCGGGAAUACACUCUUGUGCUUUUCUGAUGAAAAAGAAUGCAAACCCACAGAAGAAUAUAUAGAAGGAACAGAAAUAAAAAUCCCACCAGGGACACCGGGAAUAAAUUAUGUACCGGGGACACCGGGAAUAAUUUACCCACCGGGGACACCAGGAAUGCCAACAGAUAACGCGGGAAGUCGUGAAAACUCGUUGCCAAUCAUACUUGGCUCUGCAAUUUCAUUCUUUGUGAUGUUUUGGAUUAUUGUUUAAUUUUGGGAUAUUUGGGUUUUUAAAUCUCAAAGAUGUAGGGAGUGAGUUCAUGUGUGGGCCGUAUAUAUUCAUCUGUCUGUGUGUGAUGAAUUCAGCGGCUGGUUCGUUACUGAAAUUUUUUCAAGUUUGUAAUCAUUUUUACCUUUUUGAGUACAA
This is a messenger RNA of Papaver somniferum (opium poppy), 923 nucleotides long. RefSeq names its product probable LRR receptor-like serine/threonine-protein kinase At5g16900. Bases 42 to 767 code for a protein of 241 amino acids. The record is from RefSeq and is a predicted model, not a curated record. Gene Ontology annotation, molecular function: protein binding. The transcript has 6 exons. NCBI's taxonomy places the organism in Eukaryota, Viridiplantae, Streptophyta, Magnoliopsida, Ranunculales, Papaveraceae.